UCACCAUCGCUUUGUUCACGGCCUCUCGCGUCCCCUUUGGAGAUGACUUGAAACCCCUCUGGGAUCCGAGGGUCUGGCGAGGGCGCGGCUGGGGGUCAACAGCUGUACAGGCCUCCACUUCCUGCGAAUCCGAAAAGGUCCUGCAGCGGAUCCAGUGUGAGGCGCCGACAAAAGAGGCGAGGAGGUGCCAUCCCUGGUGCAGCAGUUGGAAGAGGAGCUGAGCGUCCAGAAGCGCUGUGCGUACUUUCUGGAGGGAAGGGGCGAGGGAAACGGCCCCGGUAGAGGGACGCCCGGCGGUGAGGGGUUAGCCAAGUUCUAGCUGUGGCGCCCCUCUUCGGCUCCCACGAGAGGAAAGUUUUCUCCAGACACUUUCGGCCGACCUGCGUUCUCGGGGCCUAGAUCCCGAGCCUUCGGAGCGGGCGCCGUCCCAGCCCAGCUCCGGGGAGACCCGUGCCGUGCGUGAUGCCUGGAGGGUGCUCCCGGGGCCCCGCCGCCGGGGACGCGCGGCUGCGGCUGGCGCGGUUGGCGCUGGUCCUCCUGGGCUGGAUCUCAUCGUCCUCACUGACUUCAUCGGCGACCUCCUCCACCUCCUCAGCGUCGUUCCUGGCCUCCUUGGUGUCCGCCCAGCCCCCGCUGUUGGGCCAAUGCCCCCCGCCGUGCGAGUGUUCCGAGGCGGCACGCACGGUCAAGUGCGUUAAUCGCAACCUGGCGGAGGUGCCCGCGGACCUGCCCCCUUAUGUGCGCAACCUCUUUCUCACCGGCAACCAGCUGUCGGUGCUCCCUGCGGGCGCCUUCGCCCGCAGACCUCCGCUGGCCGAGUUGGCCGCGCUCAACCUCAGCGGCAGCCACCUGAAGGAGGUGCGCGCCGGCGCCUUCGAACAUCUGCCCAGCCUGCGCCAGCUCGACCUCAGCCACAACCCGCUCUGGGACCUCAGCCCCUUCGCUUUCUGCGACAGCAACGCCAGCGUCUCGACCCCUAGCCCCCUGGUGGAACUGAUCAUGAACCACAUCGUGCCCCUUACGGACGAAUCGCAGAACAGGAGCCUGCAGAACAGGAGCUUCGAGGGUAUUGUGGCUGCGGCCCUACGAGCUGGCCAGGCGCUGCGUGGGCUUCACCGCCUGGAGCUGGCCAGCAACCACUUCCUCUACCUGCCCCGCGACAUACUGGCCCAACUGCCCAGCCUCAGGCACCUGGACCUACGCAACAACUCCCUGGUGAGCCUGACUUAUGUGUCCUUCCGCAACCUGACACACCUAGAAAGCCUCCACCUGGAAGACAACGCCCUCAAAGUCCUUCACAAUGGCACCCUGGCAGAGUUGCAAGGCCUGCCCCAAGUCAGGGUCUUCCUGGACAACAAUCCCUGGGUGUGUGACUGCCACAUGGUGGACAUGGUGGCCUGGCUGAAGGAGACAGAUGUAGUGCAGGGCAAAGCCAGGCUCACCUGUGCAUUCCCGGAAAAAAUGAGGAAUCGGGUCCUCUUGGAACUCAACAACUCUGACCUGGACUGUGAUCCUAUCCUCCCUCCAUCCCUGCAGACUUCUUAUGUCUUCCUAGGUAUUGUUUUAGCCCUGAUAGGCGCCAUUUUCCUACUGGUGUUAUAUUUGAACCGCAAGGGGAUAAAAAAGUGGAUGCAUAACAUCAGAGAUGCCUGCAGGGAUCACAUGGAAGGGUAUCAUUACAGAUAUGAAAUCAAUGCAGACCCCAGGUUAACAAACCUCAGUUCUAACUCGGAUGUCUGAGAAACAUUCGAGGACAGCACGAGGAUAGCUAUGCAUGAGAUGUAGACUUAAGCUUUAUCCCAUCCUAGGCUUGUUCCACCUCCACUCUCCACCACAGACACCACUGACCUUGACUAAAAGCAGUGAAGGGAUUUGCUCCCUUGCCUGUAAAGUUUCUUGGUGUGUUCUGUUAAUGUAAGAUGAUGAACAACUGCAUAAUCUUUUACCCUCUUCCUUGGAACUCCUCAACAUGUGGAGGGACUUUUCAAGUUUCAGCAUGAACAUGGACUCCUGGCUGUCUGUUUCUCUUAGUACAGUUCAAGGUGUAGCAAGUGUACCCACACAGACAGCAUUCAACAAAAGCUGCCUCAACUUUUUUGAGAAAAAAUACUCUAUUCAUAAGUAUCGGUUUUAUUCUCAUGUACCUAAAUUGUGGAGAAAAUGAUUGCAUUCCAUAAACUGUCUGCAGACCUUAGCAAGCUCUUCAAAGUAACUCCAUAGUACACAGGAGCACCUGCAUCCGAGAGCAUGCUUAUAUUUUACUGUUCUGCAUAUUACAAAAAAUAACUUGCAACUUCAGGUAACUUCUUUGACAAAGUAAAUUACGUUUUGAUUGCAGUUUAUAUGAAACUAUACGGAAGUUUUUUUAUAAACUGCAUUGAGAUCCAACAGGCUAAAAUGUUAAAAAAAAAUUCAAUAAAGAUUCUUAAAAGAA
Rhinolophus ferrumequinum (greater horseshoe bat) is the source of this 2434-nucleotide messenger RNA. It is a transcript of the gene TPBG, whose product is annotated as trophoblast glycoprotein. Gene Ontology annotation, molecular function: protein binding. The transcript is spliced from 2 exons. NCBI's taxonomy places the organism in Eukaryota, Metazoa, Chordata, Mammalia, Chiroptera, Rhinolophidae. The record is from RefSeq and is a predicted model, not a curated record. Bases 463 to 1740 code for a protein of 425 amino acids. Gene Ontology annotation, cellular component: plasma membrane. Gene Ontology annotation, biological process: negative regulation of canonical Wnt signaling pathway.